Haliotis rubra (blacklip abalone) is the source of this 1868-nucleotide messenger RNA. RefSeq names its product LIM/homeobox protein Awh-like. Lineage: Eukaryota; Metazoa; Mollusca; Gastropoda; Lepetellida; Haliotidae. Gene Ontology annotation, cellular component: nucleus. Gene Ontology annotation, biological process: neuron differentiation; regulation of transcription by RNA polymerase II. Bases 453 to 1232 code for a protein of 259 amino acids. The record is from RefSeq and is a predicted model, not a curated record. Gene Ontology annotation, molecular function: DNA-binding transcription factor activity, RNA polymerase II-specific; RNA polymerase II transcription regulatory region sequence-specific DNA binding. The transcript has a single exon.
GCGCUGUAAUGCCGGCAGCGGGGUAUGGAGAGUGUGUUGGGCUUGGAACAAAGCGAGGCAGGGUUAGAUCAGACCUUGGACACGGUUCACCUGGUUCUUUGUGUCCAGCGCUCUUCUCGCUUUCAACCAAUCACAGCGCACUGAAUAAUUGAUACUCGGCGCUGAUUGGAUGGAAUCUGUAGUGGGCUUGCGACGUGAGUUGCGAACCUACUGUGUUCUGCCAGAGAACAACAUUGAGAUUUUCCAAGCGUAUUGAUAAUAGAAGCCAGAGAGGGAUCGAGCCAGUAGAGAGAAGACCAUUGUCAGCUUCAGUCUGAGAGCUUGUGUGAAAGACCUGACUUAAGGGAGCGGCUGGGGCAGUGUUUCGCUCAGUCCUUUCUGUUGGGUAGCCAGCUUGCUACCGAAAUCUUUCUGUAUUUUGACAGUUCCCGACGUAUUUUCACAAAAUCAAUAUGUCAGAUACAGACAUAGAACUGUUGACUCCAAGCCCUUUCAACCGCUACUGCGAGUACGGUUUCCGUGAAGACAGCAUGGACAGCCUCCCGUCGACGUCCGACACCAGCAGCAACGCUUUGUCCUGCUUUCGUUGCGGAGGCGACAUUGUGGAUCAUAUCUACCUCCGAGUGCGCGGGCAUGCGUGGCACGUGCAGUGUCUCCAGUGCUGCGUUUGUUUGACGUCACUAGCAGAGCAGACGUCGUGUUUCAUCGACAACGACGACGUCUACUGCCGUGAUGACUACGUCAGAGAGUGUGCGGCGUCGUGUGAGAAAUGUCAUGAACCUGUUAUGCCGGAUGAUUGGGUCCGCCGGUCGCAUGGAUGUGUUUACCAUAUGGAAUGUCUGUCGUGUGAUCUCUGUCAACAUCAGUUCGCUACUGGUGAGGAGUUUUUAAUUCACGGAAACAAACUCAAAUGCAAGACGCACAUCAGAGAGCUGUUUAACGGCAAUGUGGGUGGUGUAAAGGUGGUUUCGUCUCCCUUCAACGGAACGUCGUCUCCAGGAGAUAUAGACGGGGACAAGUCCAAACGUCCUCGGACGGUGUUCACGGAGGAACAGACAGCACUGUUGACGAAGCUGUUCCAGGAAAACAACAGCCCUAGCACAAAGGAACUGGAGAAUAUCGCCAUACUGGCUGGGCUUAGUAAGAAGGUAACGCAAGUGUGGUUCCAGAACGCGCGUGCGAAGAAAAAGAAGACCAUGUACAAACAUAGUCUGAAACUGGCUGAGCUCUAGGGAGAAACGUUAGCCUCCACCCCCCGCGUCUCCCCCCUCCGUCUUCACCCCUCCCCUCCAUUGCCUGGCUAGAGUUGAGGUUGUCCAGACAGCUCCCUGAUAUGCAUACCAGCCAGCUGUACCCCCGCAUCUUAAACAUGGAAAGUUCAACUCUAUCCACUCAAAGAAGUUGCCCUACAUCUUCAUAUUCACCUCCAGCGGAGUGCAGCAUCCUGCGUUUCACGAUCCUAGGAUGAACUGCGUGUAAGGUCACGGUGACCUGCAGUGUUGAAUGGUGCUCUACGUGAAAACCUGGGAUGUGACGAGACUUAUGCCAUGUACUAAUCAAAACCUACGAAGUCAGCAUUUAGUGAUAUGAAUUAUUUUAUAUGUAUAUACAGCAGUAUUUUAAUAAUAUACGACAUUCAUAAAAAGCCUAAUCUUGUCAUUUGUAUGUCAAAUGUUUAGUUUGCACACCAAAGCCGUUGUGUUCGGCGACAGUCGAUGUUUGUAAACAUUGUGUAACAUUCCAUGUGUUUUUUACACUCCCUCAGUUCCAGUAGCGAGCUCCCUCGUUUCAAAUGGGUAUACGUUUCUGUUCAUGUGAUACUUUUAAUUUAUAUAAUUUAUAUUUACACUGUGGAAAUGUUUAUUAAA